AUGGCGGUCCCUCUCCGCCCCGUUGCCAUGGCGGCCCCGCCCCCCGUUGCCAUGGUAACGCUCCGCCCCCCGUUGCCAUGGCGGCCCCGCCCCGCGCGGUCACGUGAGCCGCCGGACGCGCCCGCCAUGCUGCGCCCGCCCGGGCCCGGUGGUUCUGGGUGCCCGUGGCUGCUCUGGGGUGUUGUGGGGUGCCCGUGCCAGUUCCCUGGUGCCCGUGGCUGUUCCGUGGUGCCCGUGGCAGUUCUGCGGUGCCCGUGCCAGUUCCCCGGUGCCCGUGCCAGUUCGCGGUGCCCGCCGCCCGCGCCCCGACGCGCCCGCGCUGUGCCCGCAGUGUCGUUCGUGCUGUCGAGGAUGUCGGGGUGCGGGGGCCCCGCCAAGAGCCGGGUGACGGUGCCGAAGCGCGUGUGGGAGUUCGUGACGCGGGAGCGCGCGGCGCGCCUGGCGCUGCUGGCGCAGGAGGCGCGGGUGCGGAUCCUGGUGGACGGCGAGACCCCCGAGCUCUACGUGCUGCAGCUCUGUGCCACCCCCCCGGGCGGCGCCGCGCUCUGCCCGGCGCGCAAGGCGCUCAAGGCGCUGCUCAAGGAGACCGAGAAGGAGCUCAAGAAGCGCGGCCAGCGGCCCGCGGAGCCGCCGGGGGCGCGGCCGGAGCCGCCCGCGGGCGCGGCCGGCUGCCCGGGCGCGGCGCGGGACGAGGAGCCGGAGCGGCAGUGCCCGAUCUGCCUGGGCGAGAUGCGGGGCCCGCGCACGCUGGAGCGCUGCCGCCACUCCUUCUGCGGGGAGUGCAUCGCCCGGGCGCUGCAGGUGCGCUCCGCCUGCCCCGUCUGCGGGCGCUUCUACGGGCAGCUGGUGGGCAACCAGCCCCCCGACGGCCGCAUGCUGGUCAGCCGCGACGCCGCGCUGCCCCUGCCCGGCUACGAGGCCUUCGGCACCAUCAUCAUCCAGUACGUCUUCCCGCCCGGCGUGCAGGGGGUUCAGCCCUGUGCCCCCAAUGCCCCGAUGGUGCCCCCAAUGCCCCAGGUUCAGCUCGGUGCCCCCAAUGCCCCUGGGUUCGGGUACCCCGACCCCACGUACCUGGCCCGGGUGCAGGAGGAGCUGCGGGCCAAGGGCAUCACCGAGGACUGA
Messenger RNA from Lonchura striata (white-rumped munia), 1122 nucleotides. NCBI's taxonomy places the organism in Eukaryota, Metazoa, Chordata, Aves, Passeriformes, Estrildidae. The record is from RefSeq and is a predicted model, not a curated record.